GCAGUAAAAAAAGAAAAGAAAAGUAAGCUUAGGUGCUUUUGAUAAUUGAAAUCAAAGUUUAGUGACAGGAUUGGUAAUUAUCUUGUGAAAUUAACGAAAACCCUCCAAAUCGAAAUAUUUCCCCCCCUUAUCACCAGAUGGCACUUCUGUAAUAUCGGAGGGACUCCAUGCAAUUGCAGAGGCUCCGCGCCCUCGAGCCCCUCCACGCUCCCUCUCUCUUCUUCGCGGAAUCACAGGCCACUCCCUUCGUUCGCCGGCCCGUCGGGCCCGACACCUGCGUCGCCCUCGUCAAGCAAUGCGGCUCCUUGACCUCCCUGAAGGCCGUCCACGCCUCCAUGCUCCGGUCCCACCUCCACCUCAACCUCCACUUCCUCACCCACCUCGUCGCCAGGUACGCGUCUCUGAACGCCCUCCCUCACGCGCACGCUCUGUUCUCGCGCUCUGAGUCUUCCGACGUCUUCCUCUGGAACGUCAUGAUCCGGGGCUGCGUGGACGGCCUCCAGUAUCGACCCUCUCUGGGCAUCUACGCUCGAAUGCGAGGGCUGGGCAUUGUUCCGGACAAUUUCGCGUUCCCUUUCGUCCUCAAGGCGUGUGGGUGUCUCGGGGAUUUAAAGUCCGGGGCUUUGGUUCACCACGACGCGUUGCGAUCUGGGUACGACUCGGACGUGUUUGUGGGCAACUCCCUCGUGGCCAUGUACGGGAAGUGUGGGCGCGUGGACAUUGCCAGGCGGGUGUUUGAUAGGAUGCCUGAGACGACCGUUGUCUCGUGGAGUUCGAUAAUUGGUGCGUACGCGCGAAACGGGUGCUAUGAGGAUGGCUUGCGCUUGUUUUGGGAGAUGUUGGAUCGGGGAGUCCGUCCGAACAAGGGGGCAGCUUUGGAUGUAAUGGCUUGUGUGCACAGGGAAGCUGAGGCUGAUGUGGUUUGUAGAGUUGCGAUGGAUAAUGGACUCGAUUCAGAUCUCUCUGUCCUAAAUACGGCAAUGAUCAUGUAUUCGAGGUGCGGUAGAAUCGAUGUCGCGCGAACCCUCUUCGACGGGAUACAUGACAAGGACUUGGUGUGUUGGUCGGCCAUGAUCGAGGCGUAUGCCAAAGCUGAUAUGCCUUUAAAAGCUUUGGAUCUCUUUGGAGAGUUGUUAUACUUGUGUAUCGACCCUGAUGCAAUAACAUUACUUAGUGUGCUCCGAGCUUGUUUGGAGUUAGGUUCUCUUUUGCAAGCUUGCACGGUGCAUGCAAUCAUAAUUCGCAGAUUUUUCGAAAAUCGUGUUGCGCUAAGUACUUGUAUGGUAGAUCUCUACGCCAAAUGUGGAAAUUUAGAGCAUGCUAGGAAGUUAUUUGAUCAGAUGCCUGAGAAGAAUUUGAUAUCUUGGAGUGCUAUGAUAUCUGGAUAUGCGAUGCAUGGAAAUGGUAGAGAAGCACUCUACCUCUUUGAUCAGAUGAAGUUUUCUGUAAAACCUGACCACAUUUUAUUUGUAUCAGUUUUAUCGGCCUGUAGCCAUUCGGGGUUGCUAAAUGAAGGAUGGGAGUGCUUUGAAUCCAUGAGUAGAGAUUUUGGGGUUACACCAAUACAUGAACAUUACGCCUGUAUGGUAGACCUAUUAGGUCGAGCUGGACGUUUGGAUGAAGCAGUGGAUUUUAUUGAGAGAAUGCCAAUAGAACCAAAUGCCGGUGUAUGGGGAGCAUUGCUUGGAGCAUCUCGUAUCCAUAGGGAUGUAGAACGGGCUGAAAAGGCAGCAAAGUUUUUAUUUGAACUGGAUCCUGAGAACCCUGGUCGUUAUGCUGUAUUGUCCAACCUUUAUGCAUCAUUAGGAAAUAAGGAAGAAGCUGACCAAAUAAGAGACCUUAUGAAAAGGAGGGAAGUGAGGAAACUUUCGGGCCACACAAUUAUAGAAAUUGGGAACAGAAUCUACACGUUCGUGGCAGGGGACAGAUCACAUCCACAAACAGAUGUGAUCUAUUCAGAAUUGGACAAACUAAUGGCUAAAACUCAGCUAGAAGGGUAUAAGCCAAACUUCCAUGAAGCUGAGGAAGAGAUUAAGGAAAUCAUGUAAUAUGCGCACAGUGUGAAGUUAGCAAUUGUCUUCAGGAAUCUAAAUAUAGCAUCAAGGAGUGUCAUAGGUAUAGGAAGAACCUUAGAGUUUUUGGUGAUUGCCAUAAUGCUAUGAACUUUUCUUCCAAGGAAACUGAAUCAUCAUGAGAGAUGCUCACAGGUUCUAUCAUAUUAAAGAUGAUUCUUGCUCUUGCUGAGAUUACUGAGGAUCAUAUUGAAAUCUGGCUGACAAAUCUUUGGAUUUACUUCUCUUUUUAAGGUGGCAGUUCGGAUCAAGACUUGUCAUUAUUUCUGAUGAGAUGGAGAUAUUCGAAGUCUUCCGUGGCUGGACAAAUUUAUUUGGCUUAUCCAAAAGACUUUUUCAUGAUCUUUCGCGGUGUGCAGCCCUAUGCAUCUUUCUCUUGAUUGCCUAGUGAAGAUCAGUGAAAUUAGUGGGGAUAUAGAGGAAUAUUUUCUUCAUAGCAUGAACGAGACUUCUUAUGCGAUCUAUUUUGUCUGAACUGCAUACGUGCUUAUCUUGUGACAGUUAUCAAUCUUGGAGCUCAUGGAAUUGAGCAAUAUAUCACUCCAUUUAAAGGAUCUCAAAACACUGGACUUCUUCCUGAAGCUCAUAUCUGAUCACUCGUCAGCUCCAGCAAUGAUUUCAACAUGAUUGGGUCAAAAUCUGCAACGGAAGUUAUAAUGAUGGGAUGGAAUUCUAAACAGAUUCGUCUAAUGCACUCUGGUAAAGAAGUUCAAUUUCAGUUGUCGAUCGCUUCUUCAUGAAAUCCUCAUCUGGACAAGAACAUGGACAAUCGCACUAUGGGAGUUAUUUAGAAUUGACUGCACCAAAAAGUGUUUUGUGCGGUUCAUAUUUUUCCGGACCGAAAGAUGUUGACAGGUUUGGAUUUAGCCUUAUAUCAGGAAAGAGCUCUGAUCAAAAUCUCUUACAGGCUAAUUCAGCAGUAUUCCAUUGGUUCUGCACUUGUCAGUCAGUAUCAUACAUCAGCCCCAGAUGAUGCAUCCUAGGAGGUUGACUAUUCCUCUAGUUGCAGAGCAUCUUCGAGCAACAUAACAGGAAUUUCGAUUCCUAGGCAGGACCUUGCCUUAUCUCUUGAAAUAUGGCAUUGGGGAAACUAACUACUUGCUGCCUGAUGCAUAUUUCCGUGUUCAUCACAGUGGCCCUCCUAAGUUCUGGAAAUGCUAGUGGAGCUGCAGUUCACCAUGAAUUUGUCUCGAUUACCAGUUUGAAAUUCAGGGGCGUGGCAACAGUGAGAACC
Molecule: messenger RNA, 3306 nt
Organism: Rhodamnia argentea
Lineage: Eukaryota; Viridiplantae; Streptophyta; Magnoliopsida; Myrtales; Myrtaceae
Product: pentatricopeptide repeat-containing protein At1g11290, chloroplastic-like
Exons: 1
Coding region: 168-2048 (626 amino acids)
Biological process (GO): RNA modification
Molecular function (GO): protein binding; RNA binding
Source: RefSeq, a predicted model, not a curated record